Haliotis rufescens (red abalone) is the source of this 6723-nucleotide messenger RNA. RefSeq names its product xanthine dehydrogenase/oxidase-like. The record is from RefSeq and is a predicted model, not a curated record. Lineage: Eukaryota; Metazoa; Mollusca; Gastropoda; Lepetellida; Haliotidae. Gene Ontology annotation, molecular function: FAD binding; iron ion binding; 2 iron, 2 sulfur cluster binding. The coding region runs from base 373 to 4371 and encodes 1332 amino acids. The transcript is spliced from 36 exons.
UUCUGGAGUGGGCCACGUGAUUUAAACCCUGGUCUGACCAUACAGGUUCAUAUCUGCGUGAGUUGAGAGCAGGUGUGUCAUGUGAGUGCGUGCAGACGGAGGAUGGGAGAUUGACAAUAUGGUUCUCUAGGACCUCACAACUACUUUCAAAUUACCAUUGUGGAUUUUAUUUCCGGAGAUUGUGCUCAACUGAUCUAAUUAAAAAUUUCGGUCAAGGACAACGCAGUCCUGGAGUGCUGCACAACAUAUACCUUAUACAGGAGGGAUCAAGCACAAGGGUUUACGUCGGGCCAGUACGCCUGAACCAGGGGAAAGAGAAGCAUCUCGAAGGAAACAAGCAAUAUCAACCUUGGAAAGCCCCUUUUUGGCAUCAUGUCUGGGACGGAACUGGUUUUCUUCGUCAAUGGCGCAAAGGUGGUGGAGGCCCACCCUGACCCCGAGCUGACAUUGCUGCAAUAUCUUCGAAAACACUUGCGCCUGACAGGAAGUAAGCUUGGGUGUGGCGAGGGCGGUUGCGGCGCUUGUACUGUCAUGGUUUCCCGAUACGACAGACACACAGAUGCCAUUUCGCACUACUCCGUUAACGCAUGUCUUGCGCCAGUGUGUUCCUUGCAUGGUCUGUCUGUGACGACAGUGGAAGGAAUCGGGAGCACCAGGACUAGACUGCACCCAGUUCAGGAACAGCUGGCGAAAUCCCACGGCUCCCAGUGUGGCUUCUGUACCCCGGGGAUCGUUAUGUCCAUGUACACCCUCCUCCGAAACAACCCGUGGCCAACCAGAGAACAGAUAGAAGACAACUUCGAUGGCAAUCUGUGCCGUUGUACUGGAUACAGGCCUAUACUGCAAGGAUACAACUAUUUCGCCAAGGAUGGAUGUGGAAUGGGAGAAAACUGCUGUCGGUUGAAUUCAGGGGCAGAGUCAAAGGGAGUUCAAAAUGGUACAACACACGGAGACACUGGUAAUUCUGACGCAAUGACAAACAGGCAUAUGGCGUAUGAUCCUUCCCAGGAACCCAUCUUUCCACCUGAGCUGAAGACGAAGUCCGAGUUCUACCAGUCAUCUCUGAAAUUCACCAGCGACAGAGUGACAUGGUACCGGCCGGCAACCCUGGUAGAACUUCUGGACGUCAAGGCUAAUUUCCCCAAUGCUAAACUUGUCAUUGGGAAUUCUGAAAUAGGAAUUGAGACCAAGUUUAAGAAUAUGCACUACCCAGUGUUAGUUGCUGCAGGGAACAUUGCGGAACUGAACCUUGUAGAGCAUACGACCACUGGAAUAACACUGGGAGCGUCAGUUACCUUGGCAACCAUGGACGAGGUGCUUCGGAAGGCAGUAAAAGAGUUGCCAGAGUGCAAGACCCGCUCAUUCAGUGCCUUUGUUGAGAUGCUGAGGUGGUUUGCAGGGCAUCAGAUAAGGAACGUGGCGAGUAUUGGAGGCAACAUCAUGACUGCAAGUCCUAUAUCUGAUCUCAUCCCUCUCCUCAUGGCUGCAGGUGCAACGCUCACGGUCGGAAGUAAAGGUGAACCUCAAAGGACGGUAAGGAUGGACGGAGACUUUUUUAAAGGAUACAGAAAGAUAGCAGUGCAUCCCAAAGAGAUUCUGUUGUCGGUUCACCUUCCCUUUACAUCCGAGGACGAGUACUUCAGCGGAUUUAAACAGGCUCACCGUAAAGAUGACGACAUCUCCAUUGUGAACGCUGGAAUGAUGGUCAGAUUCAAACCAGGGACCAAUGUGGUGGAUGAUGCUAUCUUGGCAUACGGCGGCAUGGCUCCAACCACCGUGUUGGCGAAGAGGGCAAUGGAAGGACUGAAACAACAGACCUGGAAUGAUGUGCUGCUGGAGAGGACGUGUGAACAUUUGGCGAGUGACCUCCCUUUAUCCCCCGGCUCACCAGGUGGCAUGGUAGAAUAUCGUCGUACUCUCACAACCAGCUUCUUUUUCAAGUUCUACACUGACGUCACACAAAGACUGCAACAGACACCAGGAGGCAUUGUCCCCAGUGACGCUGUGAAGGACAUUGAGCGAAGGGUCAGCGAGGGGGUACAACUGUACGAGGCUGUACCAGACGACCAAGACCCGACUGAUGCAGUGGGAAGACCACUCGUACACACAUCCGCGCUGCAGCAGACCACAGGCGAGGCUGUGUACAUAGAUGACAUGCCCAUGAUUGAUGGUGAACUAUACGCUGCGUUUGUAUUCAGCACAAAGGCACAUGCUAAAAUCCUAUCAGUCGACGCCUCGGAGGCACUAAGUAUGCCUGGUGUAGUGGACUUUGUCAGCUUUAAAGACAUCCCGGCACUGACAACAUUUGGUGUUGCGAGUCAAGAUGAAAUGGAAAUAUUUGCUUCUAAAGAGGUAAUAUUCCAAGGUCAAAUCAUUGCUUGCAUCCUGGGAGAAACUCAGAUCGAGGCUCAGAGAGCGGCCAAAACUGUCAAGGUUGAAUAUGAAGACUUGACUCCCAUCAUCACCAUUGAGCAAGCGAUUCAGGAAAACUCGUUUUUCAAUCCCAAUAUAAGUGUGACAAACGGUGACCUUGACCUUGGUUUCCGCGAAUCAGAUCACGUGAUAGAGGACGAACUGCGGAUUGGUCCACAAGAACAUUUUUACUUGGAGACUAACGUGGCUGCAGCAAGACCAACCAAUGAGGAGGGAGGGAUGGAAAUUAUCUCCAGUACCCAAUUCCCAUCUGGAAUUCAGCAUCAAGUUGCAGCUGCACUUGGCGUUCCGGCUAACAAAAUAGUGUCAAGAGUUAAACGUAUAGGUGGUGGUUUUGGAGGGAAGGAAAGCAUCACGUCAUUUGUAGCGCUCCCUGUUGCUGUGGCCGCUGCUAAAGUCAACCGUCCAGUGAGGUGCAUGUUGGACAGAGAUGAAGACAUGGUACUCACAGGAGGGAGACAUGCCUUCCUUGCCCGGUAUAAGGCAGGAUUCAGCUCCGCGGGUCGCCUGCAAGCCCUGGACGUGAAGCUGUACGCCAACAGUGGGUGCACGCUGGAUCUCACAGUAGGGGUUUUAACACGUGCAGUGUUGACCGUUGAAAACGCUUACAACGUGCCCAACAUCCGGGUCGUGGGGUACAAGUGCAAGACCAAUAUCCCAACGGCCACUGCUUUCAGAGGGUUCGGGAGUCCACAGGCUAUGCUGGUCAGCGAGACAUUGAUGGAUGCUGUUGCUGAUGUCGUCGGUAAAGAACAGCAUGAGGUACGGCACAUUAACUUGUACCAUGAAGGGGAUCUGACGUACUAUGGGCAGGAGGUGAAGGGGGCCAACAUACGAAAGCUGUGGGAGGAUUGUAUGGUGCAGUCUCAGUACACGAGAAGGGAGAAGGAGGUGGAGGACUUCAACAAGGCUCAUCGAUGGAAGAAGAGGGGGAUUGCUUUAAUACCAACAAAAUACGCCCUUUCCUAUCCGAAGCCUACUAAUUUCUUCAAUCAGGCAUGUGCUCUUGUUACGGCCUACAUGGACGGGUCAGUGCUGGUGGCCCACUGUGGGACAGAGAUGGGACAGGGACUUCACACAAAGAUGAUACAGGUCGCCAGUCGAGCCCUUGGGAUCCCAGCCUCGCAAGUGUACAUCAACGACACGUGCACGGACAAAAUCCACAUGACCUGUCCAACAGCAGCUAGUACGGGUUCGGACCUCAACGGUGGAGCCGUGCAGAACGCUUGUGAGAUCCUGGCGAAGCGACUCUCCCCCUACAGAAAAGCGAAACCAGAAGGAACCUUUAAGGACUGGGUCAACACAGCCUACUUUGACAGAGUCCACCUCUCAGCGGCAGGAUAUCAUAGAACUGAAGGGCUGGACCACGAUCCUGUAACAAACAAGGGGAGAAUGUUCAACUACUUCACGUGUGGCGUGGCCUGCUCGGAGGUCGAGAUAGACUGUCUCACCGGCGAUCACCAGGUUCUACAAACUGACAUAGUUAUGGACGUUGGCAAAAGUUUGAAUCCUGCAAUAGACAUCGGGCAAAUAGAGGGCGCGUUCAUGCAAGGCUAUGGCCUGUACUGCCUAGAACAACACAAGACGAAUCCUUCGGGUUCUAUUCUCACAAGAGGUCCGGGGACAUACAAGAUUCCUGGUUUCAGAAACAUCCCAGUCAAGCUCAACGUGACGCUGCUCAAGGACAGCGUCAACCCCCGUGCAGUGUACUCAUCAAAGGGUAUAGGUGAGCCGCCGCUAUUUCUGGCCUCGUCGGUGUUCUUCGCCAUGAAGAACGCCAUCAAGUCUGCAAGACUGGACGCGGGGGAGAGCCGGGCCUUCCAACUGGACAGUCCAGCCACGCCAGAAAAAAUCAGGAUGGCGUGUAAGGAUAGGUUUACUAAACAGUUUCCUGCUGCGGAUGAGGGCAGUUACAAGCCGUGGUACGUGGAGCUGUAACCAUGGAGAUGAUGGACUAUCGUUGAUGUCAUGUGUGUCGACAUUGUGUCUUCUACAAGGAUAUACAGAGACGGACGUUAAUAAAACAAGAAGAGAAAAUCAUCUAUAACCCCGCCCUUUUCAAUAUGUGCAUAAAAUCACAAACAGCAUGUCAUAUACCUGAUCAUAAUAAUCAUAACAAAUCAUAAUCCUGAUUGGUUUGUGUGUGUCGUCCAAGGACGUAAAUGAGCAAUGAUACUUUUCAAUAGACAGAGCUUUUCACUCGUAGCAAGGUUAGACAAUGUCACGUGUUGAUUCCAAAGAUGAAACGUAAAAGUUAACCCAGAUAUCAGUACAUACAGAACUAUAUUGUCAGUAAAUAUAUAAAUCAGUAAAUAACAACACAAGAUCAGUGAAUAUUUAGCAAUUUUUAUUGACACCCACAGGACCGGGUUUACAAUCAUAAAAGGCAACACCAUGGGUCAAAUAUGUGACUGCAGCAACAUACGUCAAGCCUUCUUGUACAAGUCAGUACCAUGACAAAUGACAAGAAUUUGUCACAGCCGACUGUCCUCAAUGACGUAUUUGCUCCUUUCUUGAAUCUAGGAAACAAUGUUGGGAGCAGACAGAACAUUCCGUGAAUCCAGAUAGGUGUCUCGUCCGCACUGAGCAAAUAGAUACCAUCACCAAUGACAAGAAUUUGUCACAGCCGACUGUCCACAAUGAAGUACUUGCUCCUUUCUUGAAUCUAGGAACCAAUGUUGGAAGCAGGCUGUUAGAAUGUAAACUUAAGUUACUGUGUAUUGAUAUUUUAUGGACGUUUUAUUGGCACUAUUAUAUGCUUUAUACAUGUAUGUUAACCGGAAAUGAUGUUUGCCCCUGAUGUUUGAAUAUAUGUGUCUGUUGACAUUCAUGCAUUGUCGAUGUCAGACAUGUGUACGGCUCUGUGAAUAAAUCUUUUAUCCAACGAGAGUAGUUGAAGCCGCUAUCAAACAGAAGGUUAGAAGUAUGGCGAAUUCAACACAGGCAGAACAUUCGGUGAGUCCAGAUAGGUGUCUCGUCCGCGCUGAGCAAAUGAUAAGUCACAUCGUGGAAGGCCCCUUCAUAUAUCGUACAGCCAGGCCUCCAUAAGGAGCUUGUAUGAUGUAGUAAGUCCCACAAAUGCUUCGGCAACUGUAAACAAACUCCUCAUUGCAGAGCUCUCUAUACAAAGGGGUAACGAAGGUGUCCAGCCCUUUGACAGAUCGUGGCCUGGAAACAACUAAGGGAGGUCACUCCAAAUCACAAGCCCUUCCAUUAGCUGGAACAGAAAUAAACCCACAACAUAAACAGACACAUAACGAUAUACUAUUUUCUAACCACUUAAUCCAGAACAACAUAGUAAAGUAAUUAUUUAUAAAUAAUUCCCGAAUUGCUGCUCAUAAACACUGUUAACACUGCUUUGUUUAUAAAGACUGCAUCAACCAAGUCACCAAACCUGACGACCCAAUCCGGUCUGCUUUCAAAACAGGUAUAGGUUGCUGGGGACCUAUUUUAACCUGGAAUGCCAAGAGGAUUUGAUGACAUUUGAUCUGCUUACGAAGUUUCACCAAGACAUAUUGAAUGGUCCGGAAACGAUCCAUACACUCUUUUGAACCAGCUUGUUGAAAUAAAAAAAGAAAUAAAAAAAUGUCCUUAAUAGCGAAAACACCAGUUCAGUGCAUGUCUGAUGUGCAUGCAAAAUGUCAUAAGGUAAAGUUGAACGGUUUGUGAGAUUUGCUCCGGACCUAGCCCGUGUCUCUGUCCCCUACAAAACUGCAUGUGGGAGGAAAAUGUGCAUUCAAUUAUACACAAUAAGUCAUAUAUCAACCUCAUUAUAUCAGAUCUUACUGCUCGCUUGCGAUACACAAAGAUAUGAGAACAUCCCUCCACAGAUCAUGUCAGAACGACCUUCCGCGAACUUUGACCGACCAAUGAAAUGAUUAACAGGAAGUCGACAUUGGCCAAUCACAUAGCAGUUUUCAGGAUCUGAGCACAAGUUCAAAAUGACGGCUUCCAUUCCAGGCUACGCUUUGAAAUAUAUUUUGACUAAAUUCUCGAUUCAAAAUUUUAAAACGGUUUAGAAAACUGGAAAGUCUAACAGGUGGCCGAGAUGGCAUGGCAGUACUUUCCAUGGGUUAUGGAAGCCUCUUCCGUGACAAAUGUUGGAAACAUCCCUUUCGUCCGGAAUGCCCCGCGUGGCAACCUUUUCGAGGUUGCACGACAUGACCUGUGACGGGAUGUCCUCAUAUUUCUUUGUAGCGGUAUAUAUCAACACAUCGUACGAAUACAGUAUGUUAACGCUGCAAUAACUUGUAAAUGACAAAUUAGUUUCAAUAAAACAAUUUGAUGUUA